Messenger RNA from Brassica oleracea var. oleracea, 1182 nucleotides. RefSeq lists its product as uncharacterized. The coding region runs from base 1 to 1182 and encodes 393 amino acids. The record is from RefSeq and is a predicted model, not a curated record. NCBI's taxonomy places the organism in Eukaryota, Viridiplantae, Streptophyta, Magnoliopsida, Brassicales, Brassicaceae. The transcript has 2 exons.
AUGGUCCAAUAUGUUAUUCUUGUGGUGUUUAAGGACAUGUUCGACGUGACUGUUUCAAGUCUGUUCAAGAAGCUAAUCAUGGAGGAAUUGGGCUCAAGAAUACGUGGUUUAAGAGAUUUGAUCACUAUGGAGAUGGUGGAAUGGGAUUUCAUCCUCACUUCGGAGGAUAUGGAUCUUCAUGUGGUGGAAGUAGCUUUUGAUCCAAAUAUACCACAUAGCAAUGAUUACGAAAGAGUCAAGAUCAGGCUUGAUGUUUCUAAACCUCUUAGCAAAUCAAAGGUUAUCAAUCUUCCAGAAGGAGGUCAAGCUACUAUUAUGUAUGAGUAUGAAAGGAUACAAAAAAGAUGUUUCCACUGUCAGCGCUUAACUCAUGAGCAAACUUCUUGUCCUUUAAAGCUGAGAACCCUUCGAAAUCAGUCGAAUCUGGCAGUUUUUAGAAAGGAAGGUUCAUUGGUGGCUAAGGAAAAAGUCUUAAAGGAAUCUGAUCCCUUAUUUAGUGUGCUUGAUGACAAUCAAGUAGGAAUUAAUCCGGCAACAGGAAGGCAAAGAAUAGCUGAGGAAGUUCUUGAUGGCAUGAGACAGUAUCUUCUUGCAGCUUCAGUUCCGGAGAAACUUGUAAGGGAGCAUAGGAUCAAAUCUUCGCUGGCUGACUUAUGGAAUGAUCCUAUCGCUCAAAAAUCUUUCCGUAGUCUGGAAUCUAUUCCGGUAAUAACAAAAGAGAUAGAUAAAGGAAAAGGUCCAGUCUUCGAAUAUCAGAGCUCGGUUCCUUCAAAGUUAACUCCCCAAUCUUCCGGUUAUCAGAACAAGCUUUUGGCUUCUGCCAUUCAGGCUGGAAGAGUUAUCAAUGAAGCUUCAAGACCGGAAUACUUUUGUUCUGAAGGCUCUGGAAAUAGUUUUUAUGAAAACUCUACUGCAUACUUGGAUUUCUCUUCAGUCAAUUCUGACAACGUGGGUGAAGCUUCUUCUUCUGGUACAGCUCGGGGUAUUAAUUCUGGUAAAGCAAGAAGAAGGCCUUCCAGAAGUCAGCGCAAGCCCAAUGAAGCCAUUAUUCAGUUCAACUGUCCCAGUAACUCGACUCCCGUAGUUAAGAGAAAAGCUGACGAGAAAGAAAAGCAAGGUUCAUCGAUAAAGCGAAAGCUUAAUGAGGCGGUCCCAAUGGAGGGACUGCCCAAAGAUUUAUGA